AUGUAUGAGAACCUGUCCAAGGACCCCAACAGCCUGGCCAACCUGGACCAGGACCUGCCAAACUACGCGCAGCACCAGAUACCCAUACACAGCCUGCCGCAGGAGUGGCUCUGGUGCGAGAGCUGGUGCGGCAACACCACCAAGGCGAAGGCCAAGACUAUUGAUCUCUGCAACAACCCAAAAACCAAGGAGCCCAAGCUGCAGGCCGCGCGCCGCAUCAUCGCAGAGUGGCCUGCGCUGGACGCGGAGCAGGAGGCGUUCACCAAGGCCGCGGAGGACAGGCUUUCGCGGGAACAGGCGGCGGCCGCCGAGGCGGCGGCGGCGACCAAGGCGGCGGCGCCGACAGGAGCGAGCUUUGAGCUUCUCCUGCCGCUGCUGCUGCUGCUGCUGCCGCCGCUGCUGCUGCUGCCGCCGCUGCUGCUGCUGCCGCUGCCACCGCUGCUGUCGCUGCUGCUGUCCGCGUCGGCAGCUUUUCCUGCCUGA
Molecule: messenger RNA, 483 nt
Organism: Monoraphidium neglectum
Lineage: Eukaryota; Viridiplantae; Chlorophyta; Chlorophyceae; Sphaeropleales; Selenastraceae
Exons: 5
Coding region: 1-483 (160 amino acids)
Cellular component (GO): endoplasmic reticulum
Molecular function (GO): UDP-glucose:glycoprotein glucosyltransferase activity
Source: RefSeq, a predicted model, not a curated record